Molecule: messenger RNA, 968 nt
Organism: Aphis gossypii (cotton aphid)
Lineage: Eukaryota; Metazoa; Arthropoda; Insecta; Hemiptera; Aphididae
Gene: Yip1d1
Product: protein YIPF5
Exons: 1
Coding region: 182-883 (233 amino acids)
Biological process (GO): vesicle fusion with Golgi apparatus; endoplasmic reticulum to Golgi vesicle-mediated transport
Cellular component (GO): trans-Golgi network
Source: RefSeq, a predicted model, not a curated record
UAUCGUGUUGUUAAUUUGUUGUUCGACGAUUUUUUUGUGGACACUACAGUUGUACAAUCAAAUGCCGUUUCACGUAUCGCGUAUUUUGUCAUGUCACAGAUUCUAAUGAAUCUCUAACGGUCCGUUUGUAUCGGUCGUAUUUCUCAUAUUCAUAUAAAAAUUACAUUAGCUAUCUAUAACUAUGAACCCGAAUCAAUACUACCCUGACAACUCGUACUUCGUGUCGGAUGACAAUCUCAACUUCCAUGCCGGUUCGUAUUCCAACUACGAUCAGAGUUUCGACAGCUAUUCACAACCGGCCCAGUUAAACCAACCGGCUGGCGCGUCGUGGCAGCCUGCACCUGCAACGAAUUUCACCGGCGAAGAAGACGAACCACCUUUGCUCGAAGAGCUCGGCAUCGACCUCAACAAGAUCCUAAUUCGCUUGAUGCAUUCGCUAGACCCGACCGGAAAGUGUGGUGUCGUUCUCGGUGAUUAUGAUGUGAUCGGUCCAAUCGCGUUGUACCUUACAUACACGUCAUUGCUGCUGUUGGCUGGCGGCAAGCUAAUGUUUAGCUACAUAUACGGCUUGGCCGUGUUAACGUCUGUGUGUAUGUAUGGUUUACUCUGGGCCAUGACUGAUUCGUCAGAAGUUACACUGACGUCCACAUUUUCUGUACUGGGCUACUCUUUUACACCCGUUGUACUGGUAGCGUUGCUUGCCGUGUUUGUUAACCUCAAGAAUAUAUUUGGUGCUAUCAUUGUGUUAGCGGCUGUGGUCUGGAGCAGUAUGAAUGCGGCCAGGGUAUUUGUUGCCAUGUUCGGCAACUCUGAUCAGAAGUAUCUAAUGGCAUAUCCGUGUGCAAUCAUCUGUGGCUUAUAUACACUGUUUAUUUUGUAUUGAACUUAUUAAUAUUCAUUAAUUUAAAUGUUACUUGUAAUUAUUACACCUAAAUUUUUUUCUUUUAAUAUAUUUAUAUACAAUAAUA